AUGACCGAACUAUUAAUAAUUAAAACUGCUAAUGCUGAUAAGUUAAAAAUUUUUCUUGCCAAAAAUCAUAUCGAACACCAAAUUAUUUAUACUGAAUCUUUAACUGAAAAAAAGCCAACUAAAAAAGAUAAAUUACGAGAAUAUAUUGAAAUGAAAAAAGUAGAAAUAGAAUUUGAGGAGAAAGAAGCCAAUUUUAAGACUUAUCGGAAGGUUUAUAAUUUACGGGAUUUUGCUGUCAAAGGACAAGUGGACGAUUAUCCGUAUGGAGGCGGUCCGGGUAUGCUGUUAAAAAUUGAGCCACUGGUGCGGGCGUUGACUAGUAUUCAAGAAGUUCACGCUAAUAGUUAUCUAAUUUUGAUUUCGCCCCAAGGCAAAACUUUCACCCAAAAAGACGUGCCGAGACUACUUAACCAAGCCCCUAAUUUAGUUUUUAUUUGCGGACAUUAUGAGGGAUUUGAUGAGCGGAUUUGA
Messenger RNA from Entrophospora sp. SA101, 471 nucleotides. The record is from the annotation of a GenBank genome assembly. NCBI's taxonomy places the organism in Eukaryota, Fungi, Glomeromycota, Glomeromycetes, Entrophosporales, Entrophosporaceae.